Molecule: messenger RNA, 7428 nt
Organism: Astyanax mexicanus (Mexican tetra)
Lineage: Eukaryota; Metazoa; Chordata; Actinopteri; Characiformes; Acestrorhamphidae
Exons: 13
Coding region: 545-2386 (613 amino acids)
Biological process (GO): sodium ion transmembrane transport
Cellular component (GO): membrane
Source: RefSeq, a predicted model, not a curated record
GUCUCAGUUGUGUAACGUGAACUUAUAAAGACAACCUACAGGGCUGUGUGUAGAGUGGGUUGUGUAACUGUGUUUUUGUGGUCUUGUGGGCAAAUUAGGAGUUUUUCUUUUUAUAAUUUAGGUGGAAAAUAUGCUUUAUUAGCUAGUUUAGCUCUAUGUCAGGUGCUUAAAUAGCGGUUAGUCUAUAUAGUCUAGUCUAUAGACUAGCUAACAGUGAACUAAGCUAGUUAGCUAAUAUAUGCUUAGCCUAUAGGAUAUAGUUAGCCAUCUAACUAAACACUAGCUAUCUAACCUAACUAACUAGCUUAUUUAAGGUGGUAUUAAUUGAUUAACUAGAUAACUAUAUUAACCACCUUUAUUUUAAAAGCUUAUUGACUCAUAUUGAGUCUAUUAUUUAUCAUUUACGACCUAUAUCUAGCUUUUUGGACAAGUGUAACUUACCUUUAGCCUAUAGCUUAACGUUAUAGUUUUACAUUUCUGGCAAGCUAGCUUAGGUUAUCUAUAUUCUGAAUUAAGGCUGGAUAAUAAACCCUAGAUUAUAAACAUGGGGAUGGGAAGGCACACCAAGCCGCCGGGCAGCUCCAGCAGGUUGGACGCAGACAGUGAGGAGGACGCUGGAGGUGUGGAGAGCCUGAAGCUGGAGGAUGUGGAGCCUGUGGAGGUGGUGGAGGGAGCGGUGCAGCUGCAUCAGCAGCAGCGGGAGACCUGGACCCGCCGCCUGGAGUUCGUCCUCGCCUCGGUGGGGUACGCGGUGGGUCUCGGUAACGUGUGGAGGUUUCCGUACCUGUGCUACAGGAGCGGGGGAGGUGCUUUUCUCAUCCCGUAUAUAAUCAUGCUGUUUGUGUGUGGGAUCCCGCUGCUCUUUAUGGAGUAUGCUAUUGGACAGUACACACGCUUGGGGCCGGUUCACGGAUUGGCCAAAAUCUGCCCCCUUUUUAAAGGCGUGGGACUAGCCACAGUGGUUAUUUCAUUCGUUCUGGCCACCUACUACAACGUCCUCAUGACCUGGGCCCUGUACUACCUCUUCAACUCGUUUGGCUCCAACCUGCCCUGGCAGUCCUGCAAUAACACCUGGAACGCGGUGAGCAACUGCUCCACCGGCUUCCCCGGCAACGCCACCCACCUGCAGUCGGCCAGUCAGCAGUUCUUCGACCGUAAGCUACUGGAGAUGACCAGAGGCAUCGAGGACGCUGGUGGGGUUCGCUGGGAACUGCUUGGCCUCCUCGCCUUGGCCUGGCUCAUCAUCUACUUCUGCAUAUUCAAAGGAGUCAAGUCCACAGGAAAGGUUGUUUAUUUCACUGCUACGUUUCCAUACUUCAUGCUGUUUGCGUUAUUGAUCAACAACGUUCAGCUGCCUGGAGCUAAAACUGGCAUCCUCUACUUUCUAAUGCCCAACUGGAGCAAGCUCGGGGAAGUGCAGGUGUGGGUGAAUGCGGCUGCACAGAUAUUCAACUCCAUUGGAAUUGCGUUUGGCUCCAUGAUAUCUAUGGCCAGCUACAACAAGUACAACAACAACAUCCUGAGGGACACGUUUGUUGUCUCUCUAGCGAACUCAGCCACCAGUAUCCUGGCUGGAUUUGUGAUCUUCUCUGCCAUUGGAUACAUGGCACAUAUUCAUAACCUGCCUGUGGAAGACAUAGCUACUGAUGGUCCUGGUUUGGUGUUUGUUGUGUAUCCAGAGGCGUUCUCCACCAUGCCUGUAUCACAGCUGUGGGCUCCUCUUUUCUUCUUUAUGCUGCUGUGUCUCGGGCUGGACAGUGAGUUUGCGAUGGUGGAGGUAGCAGUGACCUGCAUUAUGGACGGUUUUGGGGUGAAGGUGCUGCGAGUGUUUAAGAGGAAGGAGCUGCUGGUGCUGGUCGUGUGCUUAGUGGGCUUUCUGCUGGGGAUUCCACACAUCACCAGGGGUGGUAUAUAUGUGUUUCAGCUGAUGGAUCACUACACGGCCGUCGUGUCCCUAAUGUUUCUGGCCUUCUUCGAGGUGUUCGCAGUCACAGUGAUCUUUGGGGUGCCGAGGAUCUGUGUGAUGGUGGAGAACAUGCUGGGGAAGAGGCCAAACUUGUACUUUCGUGUCUGCUGGAAGUUCCUCUCGCCGAUGUUGGUGCUGGGCAUUCUUAUCUCCAGUAUAAUUCAGUACAGUCCUGCACGCUACGGCAAGUCCUACACAUACCCGCUGUGGGCUGAAGUGCUGGGCUGGUUCAUUUCUCUCAUCUCCAUCAUCUGGAUCCCUCUGGGGGCUGCACACGAACUUUUCAGAAAUAAAGGAUCUUUAUUACAGAGGCUGAAGGUGGCGCUGACCCCCACAGUGGACCUGGAGCCUAUUCAUGCUUUACCAGAGAAGCAGGGGGUUAACUCAGAGUCUGUUACAUUCUUCAGCUCCUCCCAGUGAUGUGCUUAAACACACUGCUCUAUAUUCUCACUACACACAUCUGAUCAGUGUCCCACACAGAGGUUAAAGUAGAACUCUGGUGUAAAAUGGAUUUUUGUUAUAGUAAAACAUGAUAAAAGUUCUUACCUUUGAUGAAUAGCACACCUCCGUUCUCCCACAGCGUUCCCAGAUCCAGAAAUGUUAACAGUUUGUCCAAACACCCUUCAGACUGGGUGACACGGGGCAUAAUUUGCUCUCAUAAAUCGUUUUCCACCGUUAUCCAGCUCAAAGUAGCUCCACACCUCCUGGCUAGAAUCCGGAGAGCCCUGACAUUUAAAACGAGGCAUUAAUAACUUAUAAAGUGCACAAGAAGCUUAUUAAAAACUACUAUUUACAUCCUAUAACGCUAGCUCCAGCUCCGAGCGCCGCCAUCACUGUACUGAUAAUGACAGACAUAUAUAAUCAAGCCAGCCAAAACGGGCACAUGUCACCCCGCUGCUCAUUGAGCUCCAUUGGCUACCAGUUGAUGCUCGCAUCAAAUUCAAAGCUCUUACUAUCGCCUACAAGGUGAUGACAGAACAGGCUCCUUCCUACCUGCACUCGCUCCUGAAGGCUUACGCUACCUCCCGCCCGCUACGCUCCUCCAAUGAACGUCGCCUCGCUUUGCCAAACACUCACACAAAGCAAUCCAGACUGUUCUCAUACAGAGUUCCCCAAUGGUGGAACAAACUACCUUCCACUACCAGAUCAGGAGAAUCUCUCGCUAUCUUUAAGAAACUCCUGAAGACAGAGCUCUUCAAAGAGCACUUACUCUCACAACACCUCUACCACACUAACUACUUCUAACCUCAUUUCCUUCUUCCCCUCCUUCACUCCUCUAUCCUAUUAUUCCCCAUUUGACCUCCUUUUAUCCCUAUCCAAAGAUGUUUUACCUUUAAACUCAUUUUACAUUGUACUUGACUAUUGUAAGUCGCUUUGGACAAAAGCGUCUGCCAAAUGUAAUGUAAUGUAAUGUAAUAAUCAAUCAAUCAAUCAACUUUUAUUUUCACUCGGUAAAUACAUUAAGGGUAACCCUCAUUUUCAAUGUAGCCGAGCUUACAUAAAGUUAGAGGGAUUGAAGAUUAAGUUUAAAAUUAUAAAAACAAGCAAACAAUGUAAGAUUUAAUUAAGAAAAAAGAAAAUAAUUCAAAAUAGAAGAAUAUGCAAACAGGCUAAAAUGUAGAGCAGUAAAACAAAGAGAUAAAUACGUAGAAUAACAAAAUUUAAGCACAGUUAAAAAAAAUUAUUAAAUAAUAAAAGGACUAAAAUAACCACAAUUAUAAAAAUGUAAAUGAUGUAACUAAAAUAAAUAAUAAUAAUAAGUAAAAAAUAUAUAUAUAUAUAUAUAUAAAUAAAAGGAAGAAAAUAAAGGAAAUAAAAAUGUGAAGGUCAAAAGUAAUAGCAGUAAAAAAACAAAUAAAACGAUGAAAUGAAUUAAAUAAAGAUCCAGAGAUACAUAGACUCUGGCACCGGCUGCUACGCUAUGUGGAGUCUAUGUAUAUAUAUAUGUCUGUUAUUUUCAGUUCAGUAAUGGUGGCGCUCGAAGCUGAAAUUUGCAUUAUAGCAUGAAAAUACUGGUUUGCCUUGUUUUAAAUGUCAGGGCUUUCCGGAUUUAUCUGAGCAAAUUAUGCCUCGUAUCACCCAGUCUGAGGGGUGUUUGGGCAAACUGUUAAAAUUUCUGGAUCUCAGAACGCUGUGGGAGAACGGAGGUGUGCUAUUCAUCAAAGGUAAGUACUUUUUAUCAUGUUUUACACCAGAGUUCUCCUUCAAGACUAGGCUUAAUCCCUGUCUGAGAAACUGCCACAUCAUGUUCUAUGUACUGUAUCAUUAGGAGCUGCUGCUGCAUAUGCUAAUCUAUUUUAUGUUCAUGGAUAUUUUAUUGCCUCAACACCAGCUUUACAACCACACAACCAUAUAUAGCAUAUCUAUUUAGAGAGCUUUGGGUAAUACAUGUUUUAUUAUUGAGGUUUGAAGGCCUUAUUUGAAAGGUUUGAUAACCAUCCCUCCUUUAACCCAAAUAUAAUAUAAUACACAGUACCUAAUUCCAUUAGUCGUAGAAGAUUAUGUCAGGUUAUGUCACCAAAUACCAGGUUCACACUACAUGAUUUUAGCGCAGGUUUUUUGUUGAUUGCAGUCAAAAUUGUGAAUCUCUCAGCACUUGCUCAGUCGUGUGAUCUGAACUACUGAAAGUCGCCCACCGAGUUGUUGCUGAGUAACUGCCGAAAAGUCGCAGACACCCGCCAAAUACUUAGCAUGCUAAAUAUCUGAUCCAGUCGACAACUGGGAGUCAGGAGCAGCAGCUACCUACAGCCAGUGAUAUUACAUAGAAAGAGAGAACUGCGGGUCCAAAACACAUCUCCUGCUUUUCCUGCUUUACCAGAGCUGUUUAUAGUAGGUCUAACUACUUUCUGUCCCCCUUUUAUAUCAUCACUGUUUCUAAACUGAAAGCAGAAGCAUUUCUGAGUGGAGAAGGGAUAAAAUAUUGUGUUUAAUGGAACCAGUGUGCUGAAACCACCAUCCCUGCUAAGCCUAAUAUAUUCAUUCUAAAAACAGUUCUUCUGGCCAUGUCACGCCUCUUUACGUACUUACGUCACAUGUACAGCCUCUAAAAGAGGAUCCGGCUCAGUUUUACUGAACGCGAGCGGCUGGUGGAGCAAUGGAGACAUCAGAAGGGGAAACUCAGCCCUCAGUAGCUCAUUCACUCAUAGUAAAACCAAAAAAACGAAGGAGUGUUUCUGACUGAGCGCUCUCUCUCUCUCUUUGUCUGAACAUAACCUGGAAUCGGAUUCACUCGCUCUGAAAAAAGACCACAUCACACCCACCCAGUUUAAAAUGAUUCUUCGGCAUGCUCUGUGCAAUUACCCAUUCUCACCAGAGAGGGCCCUAAAUCCCCCAAAUACCAAAACUUACAGGCAUCAGCUUUAAUGUGAGCUGUUUGUUUGGUGAGCUUAUGCUGGAGUUACAGGUAGAGCAAGUUUAUAAAAUGUUUAUAACUAGAGUUUAAAACCUUAAAACAUUUUGUCUCUAGUUUUGUUUUGAGGACAUAAGUACUAAUUUCAGUAUAAAAUUAUUAGAUAUUUAUAAACAAAACUGAUUUUGCUCAGUUGCUUCAUAUUAACCCAUUCAUUUUGCACUCACUUUAAGUGCGUAUUCUCCUCUAUAGAGAUUCUCUGGCAUGGCAUUGCUAGUUCUCGAUUGUGUUUAGUUCUGGCAUGUUCUCAUGAUAAACGUGUUUCUGGAGAGCUGUGAGGUUAGUCUGCGAUUUCCCACCGUGUAAAAUUGUGUCAUUUUCUCAAAAAAUCGUGUAGUGUGAAUCUAGCAUAUAAAAUAUUCAUAGACAUUAAUUACAAAAAUUUCUAGUGUAAUUAGGACAUAGACCUAUAUAACUAAUAGAAGUAAAACUUAGACAUCAGAUGAGUAUAUUAAUAUUAUUAUUUGGAUUGGAUUUUUAUUAUCAAUUUACAAUACUACAAUUAUACUGUUUGUACUGCUAAAUUCCAUCAUUAAGAGAAUAGAAAUCAUGAAAAUUAGUCCAUAAUAUAAUAGCAAACAGAUUGAUUGGUAUUUCAGUGCAAAAGUAAAGAAGUAAACAUUUGUAAAUUCGAUUUUUAAGCCAAAUCUUGCCUUUAAAAUUUGGUUACGCUUGACAUUCGAGCUUGUCUGCACAAGUUGGUAGAACUUGAACAGAAUAGAAAGGACAUUUUUAUAUCCAUAUUAUUUUAAAUUUUAGCAUUGUAGUUUUUGACCUCAAGCAGAUUAAUGAUUACCAUUUUUUCUACUGAUUUUGUGUUUUGAAUUUUAAUAUUUAGUAACGUGUAUUGUUCCUCUUUUGGAUGUCUUGAUGUCAGUGAGUUUGGGAUGAUGUUUACAGUCUGGUUAAAUCUGGACAGAGAGAUGAAGAAGCACUUACUGUAGGCUCUUACACAAAAACGCUUCAUUGCUUCAACAUAUAUUUUGCACAACAGGAAAUGAGUAAUAGAGUGAAAUUCAUUGUUCAUUUUUCUUUAGUGCUUUUCAUCUUCUGACUUUUUGUCCUUUUCUCCUUUUAUGCAGGUUUAUAUUUUAAAUCAGACACUAUUGUGAAUUAUUUGGUAACCUUUUGCUUUAUCAUAUGUUAAGGAGACCCACAGGGCUCUAUCUUAGGGUCCAUCAAAACCUGAUUAUUAUAUGUUUUAGUUGUGUUUUGGGUGUGUUUGGGUGUGUUUUGGGAUUUUAUAUGGUUUGAUUUUAUCCAGAUAUAAUCCUGAUACUAAAGUCUAAUUGAACAUGGUAUUAGUGUGUUGAUAAGUAAUUAAACAUGUGAUUGAAGAAUUACAUUUGUUUCAUCUGAGCUAAAGUAACUGAUUAGCGUUAGCUAGCCGGUAAUCUAGCUCGUUAACAUUAGCCUGUCUGUUAGCGUUAGCUAGCCUGUUAGCGUUAGCUUGCCUGUUAGCGUUAGUUUGCUUGUUAGCGUUAGCUUGUCUAUGUUUCCUUGCCUGUUAGCGUUAGCUAGUCGGUUAGCGCUAGGUAGCCAGUUAGAGUUAGCUAGUCGGUUAGCGUUAGCUUGCCUGUUAGCAUUAGCUAGCACAGAGGCUACUAGACAGUAAAACUCCGUCACUCACAGAAGCUCCACUGCUCAUUACUAAAGUCUUUGUGUGUUGAUAAGUAAUUAACCAUGUAACUGCGGAAUUAAAUUGUUUAAUUGCAUAUUAGGGCUAAAAUAGUACAACUCUUGACUUCUAAGGGUUAAAUAAACCUGUACAAAGAGAUUAAAAAGCACUUAUACAGUAGGCCCUUACACACAGUGCUUCACAGAUUUGACAUAUAUUUGACACAACUGGAAAAUAAUAAUAGAGUGAGAUUUAGUGUUUCUUAACUCAUUAAACUCUACAUAAAUUGAGCAGGUUUUAAUCCAGAUGCAUUAAAUACUGUUUGCUUUAGUGUAAUGUAUAUUGUGGAGUCCCACAGGGUUCUAUUUUAGGACCUAUUAAAGAAUAUAGAUAACUAUGAAUAAAAUUAAGUUAUUGUGUAUUGGCUGAAAAUUA